Molecule: messenger RNA, 1773 nt
Organism: Monosiga brevicollis MX1
Lineage: Eukaryota; Choanoflagellata; Craspedida; Salpingoecidae
Exons: 2
Coding region: 1-1773 (590 amino acids)
Source: RefSeq, a predicted model, not a curated record
AUGCCAGAGUCUUGUCUGGUGCCUGGUGGCGGGCUCCUGGCCCCAGCCUAUGCCUGCCUGCUCCUGCUGGCCCUGUUGGUGGCUCCAGCCCAGCCCGAGGCUCUGCUCGCUCGUUACGACUUUGAGGAAUCCUUCCCCUUCUUGCACCUCGCACUCGAUUCGGCGGGUCAGCAAAAUCUGCAUGGUGGCUGUGUCGGAUUUGAACCCACACUCGACCGCGCCGAGCCUGUUGGCCCAGGGGCCUCGGGAAAUUAUGCCUUUAAUGCUACGCGUCGUGGCAUCGCCCAGGUGUUUUGGACCAAUGCGUCAUCCCUCGUCCCUGCCUCCCAACUCAGCUGGGCUGCCUGGGUACAACGCCCCACGUCCACCGCGCCAGCGCCAGAAAUCCUGGUGCACUUUGAUGACGGCAUCGCAGAUACCAUGAUGGAGCUCCGCUUUGUCUACACCCUGGUCCAAGUGCACAUCACCGCCCUCGAGGGCGUUGCCGGCGUGCAGUCUGCAACAAUCUCUGCUGCCUGGCCCACCGACGCGGCAAGCGAUGAUGAGGCCGCCCACGACGAUGGUUGGCACCAUCUGGCCGUGACCGCCAACCAGGGCACGGUGACCUUAUAUCUCGAUGGCGCGCCCCUGGCCUCCAAGACCGAGCUGGCUCUUCCCCGCAACUGCGACCGUCUUCUUCUGGGUGGCCGCCUAGACCGCAACUCUGGUGCAUCUUCUUAUGUCUUUCCAGGCCUCCUCGAUGAUGUUCGGAUUUGGGAUUCCGCCCUCACCAACAACGACGUGCAACUUUUGGUCGCCGAUCGCGGGCUAGCUCCAGGACUGUUCACUGAGCCGCCCACCCAGCCUUGGUUUGGACGAAUCGUCUUUGCGCCUGUCGACCGUGAUGGCGGUAACCUUCUCCUGGAUCGAAGCGGCCAUCAAAGGCACGCCUUGCUCCAACCAGGGGCGCUCGCCACGGCCGACGGCCUCCUUUAUCUGACGGGCCAGUUUGCACCCACAAUCUGGUUGCCAAGCCCGGAAGACACGUACAUGCGUGUGAGUGUUCGUUUCCUUACCUCCUCAAACGAUGCCAGCUAUGUGCUGUCUGUAGACGGCGCUGUGCGCGUGGCCAUCCUUCUUCCAACGCGUGGCCUCGUCGUCACAACAACGCGUAACGGCGCUACAAACACCAUAUCGGGGGCAGAAGAUCGUAAUUUGGCCGAUGGGACAUGGCAUCAGCUGGAGUUGGAGCUGCAGCAGAUCGAGUCGAACUUGAACUUUCUCGUCUCGAUCGAUGGCGAAGCCAUCGUAUCAGGCAGCGUCGAAGGCACACUGGCGCCUGAUGCGCUAGUGCUUGGUGGUUGCUGCCCGCUGGAGCCCCUCGUCUAUGGUUUCCAUGGAGAAAGUGCUGACGACUACGGAGAUGUCCUCAAUCGAAACGACAACGCCUAUGUUCACGCCCAAACCAUCGACGACGGACGUGUCAACAACGAUGGCCGAGCCAACGACAACGGCAGACGAGCCAACGACAACGGCAGACGAGCCAACGACGACGGCCAAGCCAACGACGACGGCCGAGCCAACGUCAAUGACAGACGAGUCAACGAUGGCGGCCGAGCCAACGACGACGGCCGAGCCAACGUCAAUGACAGACGAGCCAACGACGACGGCCGAGCCAACGUCAAUGACAGACGAGUCAACGAUGGCGGCCGAGCCAACGUCAACGACAGACAUACCAACAACGACGGCCGUGCCGACAACGAUGGCGACAACAAACGAGCUCGUCACGUCUGA